Cuscuta europaea is the source of this 1769-nucleotide messenger RNA. Lineage: Eukaryota; Viridiplantae; Streptophyta; Magnoliopsida; Solanales; Convolvulaceae. The record is from the annotation of a GenBank genome assembly.
GUCAAUAAGGAAUUAAGGAGUAAGGACGCAAUAUUGUGAUAUUGGAGACAGCACAGGAAACGUCAUCCAGCGUUAACAGUCGGCCUCCACUCUACACAGCUGUAAUCUAUCUAUAAUCUAUCUAUAUACUUUUAUAAUUACGGAAGCUGUGCUCUGAUCCGUAUUAUUCAUUCAAUCAGUUCUUCAACUUUAAUUUAUAUUUUCCGUUUCUAUCUUUGUGAGCUUGAGCUACCGAGUUGGAAAAAUACAAUCUUAAAUCACACGUUCAUACUUGAUGUGCUUACACACACAUUGAGAUCAAUUAGCUCAGAUAGAAGAAGCUCUAGCUAGCAACAAUGGAUUUCAGAAACGAUUGCUGUCUUUCCAUUUUCACUGUGAUUUUUUGUCUAUCUCUAUUCGCAGGCUGUUCUUCUUCCAGUUUUAUCUCAGGUGUGCAUAGAUUUACAGAACACUAGGUUUUAUUAAAGUUUUUCCAAUAUUUUUUGGGAAUUUGUUUGUGGGAUUGUAGACCUUGUCUUGUUCGGGGAUUUCGGAGAGAUGAGGAUGGAAUAAUUAAUUUUAUUUUGACCGAUUUGUAGAAUAACAGUACUGUAGUUACAUAGUGUACUGCCAUAAUUUUCAUUUCCCUUUUAUUUCCAACUAUUUAAGCAUGUAAAUACGUAGUAAAUUAUAAUUAAAUAUCACUCGUCCCCUCUCUUUUGAGAUCCCCAAACUAAAUAGGCCCUUAGACAUAGUGAACUUUGAUCUGCUGUAGUUUAAUUUGCCAUCUAUUUUUACUUUCUUUGCUCUGAUACAGUUUACCUUUUCUUGUGAUUGACGACUUCUCAAGAUUUCAAUUACUUCUUCAUAAUUGGAUAUGUUUUAUGGUGUAGAUGGUGUGUUUGUCUCUCAAUCUUCCACGGGGAGGCACCUGCUUCAGAAUAAAAAAGCAUGCCCAGUUGAUUUUGAGUUUCAGAAUUACUCUGUGAUCACCCGCCAAUGCAAAGGACCAGCAUACCCGCCCAAGCUCUGUUGUGGUGCAUUUGUACAAUUUGCAUGUCCUUAUGCCGACCAGUUAAAUGACUUGACAAAUGAGUGUGCAUCUGCCAUGUUCAGCUAUAUCAACAUCAAUGGCAAGUACCCACCUGGUCUCUUUGCCAAUGAGUGUAAAGGAGAUAAGCUUGGCCUCCAAUGCCCCGCACAACCUCCAUCAGAUUCACAUGAUCACAGUGGCACUCUUCUCAAUAGUAAACCAUCUUGCAUUGUAGUGCUUCUUGCGGCAUUUCCAAUUCUAUUGGCAUGGUUUAUCUGAAGCUUUAUCUUUUAGUGAAAUCUUUUAAGGCAACGUGUGUGUAUUCAAUUCAAUUCUUUCUGUUACAUUACUACUACAUUAACGUGCAUCGUAUACAUGUGAAAUGAGGAGAGAUUGUCACUCCAGAAGGAAGAUUAAAUGCAAAUUCUCUUUUCCUUUCUACUUUUUUAUAUGUUCUUAUAACAUUUUUUCUACAAUGUCAAGCACAAUGUGUAGUGAAAUUGUGGAGAAAUGUUACCUAAGAAGGUAGAAAAUCAUGGAAAGCAAGAGAAAUUUUAUUGACUCAUUUGUUGCGCUAGAGUUGUUCUAAGACAUGGAGUAAAAAUCCUUGAUUUAUUUCGAGCUCAUUGAUUAUUAGCCUAUUAGGCUACAUUUGGUUUCACUAUAGUGCAACUGAAUGUAAUAGACCACGUAAUUAAAUACAAAAUGUAAUGUUUGAUUAUGUUUGCUAUGUUUGAUUAUUUAGGUAACCCUCCAU